UUCUGGCCGGCCAAGUACUAAACCUGAGCUGAUCUAAAUGACUCAAUAGGGUGAAUAUUUAUAUAGGAAUUUGAAAUUUCAGUGAAGCAAUACAACUUAAAAUUUUCUUUUCAUUUUCAAUUCUAAUUAUCUUCUUAUUCAUUAACAAAAAGUAUGUCUGAUUUCAAGGUUAAAGCCGGUUUGGCCCAAAUGCUCAAGGGUGGUGUCAUCAUGGACGUUGUUAAUUCUGAACAGGCAAAGAUUGCCGAAAAGGCUGGUGCUUGUGCUGUUAUGGCAUUAGAAAGAAUUCCAGCUGAUAUGAGAAACUCUGGUCAAGUAUGUAGAAUGUCUGAUCCAAAGAUGAUUAAGGAAAUCAUGGAAACUGUUUCUAUCCCAGUGAUGGCAAAGUGUAGAAUUGGUCACUUUGUUGAAGCACAAAUUCUUGAAGCUUUGGAAAUCGAUUACAUUGAUGAAUCUGAAGUGUUGACACCUGCUGACAAGUUGCUUCACAUUCAAAAGAAUGAUUUCAACGUUCCAUUUGUAUGUGGUGCUAGAAACCUUGGUGAAGCCUUGAGAAGAGUCAGUGAAGGUGCUGCUAUGUUACGUACCAAGGGUGAAGCUGGUACUGGUGAUAUUUCUGAAGCAGUCAGCCACAUUGCCUUGAUCAAAAAGGAAAUUGAACAUGCUUUGUCAUUGAAGACUGAUUUAGAAGUUGCAGCUUAUGCUAGUGAAUUGAGAGUUCCUGUCGACGUCUUGAAGCUGUUCAUUGCUGCCGGUGGUAAGUUCCCAGUCGUCAACUUUGCUGCUGGUGGUGUUGCCACUCCAGCAGAUGCUGCCUUGUGUAUGCAAUUGGGUUGUGAUGGUGUCUUUGUUGGAUCUGGAAUUUUCAAGUCCAAGAACCCACAAAAGUUAGCUACAGCAAUUGUCAAUGCUGUUACCCAUUACAAGGACCCAAAGAAGGUUUUGGAAUAUUCCACAGACUUGGGUGAGUUGAUGUUUGGUGUUGCCGUUGACGGAUUGACCGAUAAACAAAAGCUUUCCACUAGAGGUUGGUAAAUCACCAAAGUGUUCCAACAUGAAAAUAGUUCGAAAAAAAAAGUAAGAAGAUAUAUAAAGACAAUUUAAAUAUACUAGACAGCGUUAUUUUGUAACUACUACAUAUUGUACUCGUGUAUGCCAUUUAUAUAUGUAUUUGCAGUCA
This is a messenger RNA of [Candida] anglica, 1180 nucleotides long. The record is from the annotation of a GenBank genome assembly. NCBI's taxonomy places the organism in Eukaryota, Fungi, Ascomycota, Pichiomycetes, Serinales, Debaryomycetaceae.